AUGAUCAACAUCUUCAAAGAAAACAUUCCAAAAGAAUUACUGGAGAAGUUCUCUCGCAACCUGGCGGAUCACCACCACCAGUUUCAAUCUAGGGAAGAAGAAGAAGAAGAAGAAGAAGAAGAAGAAGAAGAAGAAGAAGAAGAAGAAGAAGAAGAAGAAGAAGAGGAGAAGGAGAAGAAGAAGAAGAAGAAGAAUAGAAGAGAAGAAGAAGAAAGGUACGGUGGGUACGACGACGAAGAGGUCUUGCGAUGCCUAACCAAGCGAAGAAAUAUUCCGUAUCAAUUUAGCUUUCCAACAUUCCCUGGAAGGUGUCUCUUUCGGGGUUUCCCAUUCAGAAGUCUGGAACUGGAAAAAGAAAUAGGAAAGCAGCGUGAGGUCGAGGAGCAUGAGAAUGUUCGUCCAAAUUUCCUAAAUACCAGAGUUGCUCCUCAUAAGAGACUCGCAGGAGGCGUCUCUUUCCUGAAGGAACUUCCCAGGACACCAACAGGCAAACUUCUCAGGAGGGAACUGAAGUUGAAAGCAGGGGAAGUUGAAAGCCCACGAAGUUAA
Macrobrachium nipponense is the source of this 549-nucleotide messenger RNA. Its product is annotated as histone H3.v1-like. The coding region runs from base 1 to 549 and encodes 182 amino acids. The transcript has 4 exons. The record is from RefSeq and is a predicted model, not a curated record. NCBI's taxonomy places the organism in Eukaryota, Metazoa, Arthropoda, Malacostraca, Decapoda, Palaemonidae.